Molecule: messenger RNA, 3310 nt
Organism: Lycium ferocissimum
Lineage: Eukaryota; Viridiplantae; Streptophyta; Magnoliopsida; Solanales; Solanaceae
Product: receptor-like protein kinase HERK 1
Exons: 1
Coding region: 524-2965 (813 amino acids)
Biological process (GO): protein autophosphorylation
Cellular component (GO): plasmodesma; plasma membrane
Molecular function (GO): transmembrane receptor protein tyrosine kinase activity; ATP binding
Source: RefSeq, a predicted model, not a curated record
GACUCUUGAUUUAUUUUAUUAUUUUUAGUCCCUUUUAAAUCCCUCUUUUUGGAUUUUUUUCAAACAAUAUGUGCCACAUUCAACAACUAACAAAGGAUAAGAAGAAAUUUUUUUUUUCCACUUUUUUGACUUAUUCUUAAAUAUCCAGUCUUGCUUGUGUUAGAAAUUUGUAGAACCAGUUGUGCUUUUCAUCAUUUUUUCUCAUCCACCAACAUUAAAGAUAGAAACUUUUUCUCCUUUCUUGCACACUCUCAGAAAUUAGACUUCUAAUUGCAACACAAAGGUGAACUAUUAUUUUUAUUUUCUGAAAGUUUAGUCCAUUUGGUGUGUUGGUUCUGUUGAUAUCACAAAUUAAGUUUAUUCAAGAUUUCAAAGUUUCUCUUCUUUUUUUUUCACUGUCUGAAAGUUCAGUCCAUUUGGUGCGUUGGGGUUGCGUUGAUAUCACAUAUUAAGUUUAUUUCAAGAUUUCAUCUUUUGAUCAAUGACUUAAAGAUUGAGUCUUUUUUCAUUCUCACUUCAAGAAAUGAAAACCAUUAUGGAUUUUGCAGUACUUGAAUUGCUUAUUUUGGUAUUAUCUAUGUUGUGUUUGAUGAUUUGUUCAUUAGGAUUUGAUCCUGUUGAUGACUAUCUCAUAAACUGUGGAUCAUUUGAAAAUACAACUAUAGGUGAUAGAGUUUUCUUGGCUGAUAAUUUGAAUUCCUCUAAAAGGGUAUUUGUUAAUACAACUCUAAAGUCCAUUCCAUCUACCUACAGUUCAUCACUUUAUCAAACUGCUAGAAUUCUCAAUGAGACUACCAAAUUCGCCUUUUCGAUCAAGAAACAAGGGCGCGUUUGGAUUCGCCUGUAUUUUCAUCCGUUUUCGGAUGAAAAUUUCAAUCUAAGUUCAGCUAAGUUCUCUUUUUCUGCUCAGAACUUCACUUUGAUCAAGAACUUUCAGCCAUUGAAUGUUUCUUCAGUAAAAGAGUACACUUUGAACAUUACUAGCAAUAGUCUUGUUCUUACGUUUACGCCUUUUCCUAGCUCGUUCGCAUUUGUAAACGCUUUAGAAAUCAUUUCACUUCCUGAUGAGCUCAUUCCUAUUAGUGCUGGAUCUCAUAAUCUGAGGGAACAAGCACUAGAAACCGUGGCACGGGUGAAUAUGGGGAAUAUUUCAGUAUUGCCUCGAAAUGAUACCUCGUGGCGAUCUUGGGAAUCCGAUGAAAGAUACUUAGCAAGCAGCAAUCUUGUACAGUUUGUGUCGAGGACACGAGCUGUGAAGUACAGUACACGAGGAGGGGUUUCUCGGAAUAUUGCCCCUCCAUCGGUGUACGGGACUGCCACAAGGAUCCUUUCGGACCCUGAUCCAAAUACUUCGGUAAAUGUCACGUGGUCGUUUGAUGUUGAUCCUGGCUUCGAUUAUUUCAUCAGGUUCCACUUUUGUGACAUAGUAAGUGGCUACAAGGAUCCGAACCUAGUAGGUAGCGAUGACCAUGAUCUGAUAUUCAAUGUUUUCGUCAAUUCCCAAUCGAGGUACCUUAUUGAUCUUAAAAACAAGACGUCAAACAUUGUUGGUUCUCCGUAUUACAUGGAUGUUGUCACAAGGUUAGAGAGCGUUCGCAGCAUUGGCAUUAGCAUUGGUCCAGUGGAUGUACGUAAUGCGUAUCCCGAGGGCCUCCUUAAUGGUCUCGAGAUUAUGAAAAUAAGUAAUGUCAAAGGCAGUCUUGAUGCUUCAGACGCUGAAUUUCAGUCCUCGGGGCCGACUUCAAAGAAGACUAGAACAUGGUUGAUUCUUGGAUCAACUAUUGGAGGAUCGAUAUUUUGCAUUGUUUUGGUUUUGGUGUCUAUUCUCCUCUGCAGAAGUAGAAUACGGGCAGCGGUUGAUGACUCAACAGAGGACAAAAAAGCGUCUAUCAUUUCCAAAUCGAAAAUGGGGUACCAGUUCCCUCUUGUAGCAGUUAAGGAAGCAACCAAUAAUUUCAGUGAAAUUAUGGUUAUAGGCUUUGGUGGUUUCGGAAAAGUUUACAAGGGAGUUUUGAGGGAUAACACGAAAGUGGCAGUGAAGAGAGGAUUUCAUCAAUCACAACAAGGACUUUCCGAGUUCAAGACUGAAGUCGAAAUGCUCUCUCAAUUUAGACAUCGACAUUUGGUCUCACUGAUCGGUUACUGCAAUGAAAAGGAGGAGAUGAUAAUUAUUUACGAGUAUAUGGAGAACGGAACUCUUAAAGAUCAUCUUCAUGGCUCGGACCUUCCGAAUUUGAAUUGGACACAAAGGCUUGAAAUUUGCAUUGGAUCAGCAAGAGGACUUCACUAUCUUCAUACGGGUUCUAAUAAGGCAAUUAUCCACCGUGAUGUCAAGUCUUCGAAUAUAUUGCUUGAUGAAAAUCUCCGGGCUAAAGUUUCUGAUUUUGGACUAUCAAAAACUGGUCCAGAAAUUGAUCAAACACAUGUUAGUACUGCAGUGAAAGGAAGUUUCGGAUAUCUUGAUCCGGAGUAUUUGACGAGGCAACAACUAACCGAUAAAUCUGAUGUCUAUUCCUUUGGUGUUGUAAUGUUUGAAGUCUUAUGUGGCAGGCCUGUUAUCGAUCCCACUCUUCCCAAGGAGUCAGUAAAUUUGGUUGAACGUGUGAUGAAAUGUCUAAGGACGGGAGAAUCAGAAGCAAUCGUUGAUCCUAGGAUUGCACCCGAGAUAACACCAGAGUCCUUGAUGAAGUUUAUAGAGACUGGUGAGAAAUGUUUGGCUGAAUAUGGUGCAGACCGACCGACUAUGGGAGAAGUUUUGUGGAACUUGGAAUAUGCAUUGAAACUUCAAGGGAAAGAUGAAAAAACAAAGCAAGAGAACGAGAUAUCGGACAAUCAGUUGGAUAACAGUGUCUUAAGUACAGAAUACAGCAUUGGGAGUAUGGCUGAUCUUGCUGGUGUUUCAAUGAGUAAGGUUUUUUGCCAAAUGGUAAAAUCUGAAGAUAAAGACUCACGUGAUAUAUGUUAGGAUAAAAUUCUGGUCCAUCUUACUCUGCCUAUAUAUGGAUUGUAUAUUUGUUUUCUCUUUUCUUUAGAUUAACAACAACAUACUCAGUUGAAUCCCACAGUGUGGGGUCUGGGGAUACUUGCAUUGGUUUGAUUGUUUUGAAUCGUGGUUAUACUAUAUAUACAUAUAUAGUUACUUAUAGGGGGUUUUGCCGAAUUGUUCACAAGCCUGUCAGAAGCAACUUAAGUGGCACGAUAGAGCAGUUCAAACGCGUGUGGUUGAGAAGUCUGAAUGUCGUCUCUCUAUUCAUCAUCAGAAAAUGCACAAUUUAAUGUCAUAAUGUAUUGCAUUCAUCAUUUUUGGCCA